GCGGAGGCGGAAAUGACGCACGCGGCAGCUCCGGAAGUGGCGCCGCCGGCUGCAUGAAGGCAAGCGAUGGCGAAGGUCACCUUCAAGAUCACGCUCACUUCGGACCCGCGCCUGCCUUACAAAGUGUUAAGUGUGCCCGAGAACACGCCUUUCACUGCUGUCUUGAAGUUUGCUGCAGAAGAAUUCAAAGUCCCUGCAGCUACAAGUGCCAUUAUAACAAACGAUGGAAUAGGAAUAAACCCUGAUCAGACAGCUGGGAAUGUUUUCCUGAAACAUGGUUCAGAAUUGCGGAUUAUUCCCAGAGAUCGGGUGGGAAGAUAUUGGCACAUGCAGGAGCCGCUUACACUUCGAUAACAGAACUAGCAGACAAAUGCACCAACUGUCCUGUCAUCCAAGAAUUUUGCAUAUCUUGCAUUUCUCUAUAAAACCAUUGUUACCACAGUGAACUCAUGAUAAGUAGUCAGAAUGUCAUUUUUGAACCAUAUUUAGAGGAGAAUCUCAUCACCGCUACCAUGUCUGCCUUCUUUUUUUGAAGUCUCUCUCAGCUUGUUUGCUUUCCGAGUUCCCCAGUUCACUUAGCGCAACCAAGGGCAGUCGGCAAAUGGAUGUUUUUUGUUCCUCUGAAAGGAAUAGGAAAGCAUUUUCUUGUGUUUACCAACAAUGGGAGAGCUACUUUUGUAGCCAAAGCAAAGCAGUUCACGUCAAUACAUUGACAGAAUAUUAAUUUGAUCUAGACAAUGCAAUCAUGUAUUUGAAUAUUAUGAAAAGUAUUAUGGCACAUACCUCCAAUGUUUGCUAAACGUUUGUGGAACUAUUAGGAAUCCUUUAUUACAUUCCAAGAAAAAAAGGCCAUUUAAAUAGCAGGUUACCAUUGUGGGUGCUUAUAUGCUUAAAUUGUGUUUAAUGUUGGUUCCUUGAAAUCGUUAAGAUUUGUUAUCUAAUGUAUAGUUUCAGGAGAGAUGUUUUUAUGUGGAAAUGCAUUUUACCAUAGAUAAUAAAUUAUAUAUUUCCGAGCCCUACUGGCACGAAACAUAAAGCCUGCUCACUAUUUCAUGAGAGUUUUCGAAAUGCCAGAGGCGCUCUGGUGUGACAGGCUGAGUCCCACUAAUCUUUAGGCUUGGGUGGGUUCAAAUUUAAACCUUUCAAUUGGUUUCUUUCCUUUUCUUCCUUUUCCCAAUUUUUGAGUAAAGUCUGCUCUAGAACUGCAUACUAAGUAAUGGGGUUUAUUGUUAAUUGAAAGCCAUGAGCAUGCUUAGAGUCUUUACUCCUAAUUUGAUAAAUAUUUUGUUAUUGGAAGCAAAAUAAAGUGUCUGUCAGCAAUGAAA
Messenger RNA from Pantherophis guttatus, 1325 nucleotides. RefSeq names its product ubiquitin fold modifier 1 (gene UFM1). The record is from RefSeq and is a predicted model, not a curated record. Lineage: Eukaryota; Metazoa; Chordata; Lepidosauria; Squamata; Colubridae. Gene Ontology annotation, cellular component: cytoplasm; nucleus. Gene Ontology annotation, biological process: protein K69-linked ufmylation.